Drosophila sechellia is the source of this 1330-nucleotide messenger RNA. It is a transcript of the gene Cyp6d2, whose product is annotated as Cytochrome P450 6d2. The record is from RefSeq and is a predicted model, not a curated record. Gene Ontology annotation, molecular function: iron ion binding; monooxygenase activity; heme binding. Lineage: Eukaryota; Metazoa; Arthropoda; Insecta; Diptera; Drosophilidae.
AUCGAGUAGUUCGCCAAUAUUUCACCACUUUUAGAAAUUGUAGAUUUUCAAUACCAAAAGUUAUUCUCAACAUGUGGGCCAUUCUCCUGACGAUCCUAUCCGUGGGUCUGCUGUACAGAUAUGUGAUGCGGCACUACACUCACUGGCAGCGAUUGGGAGUCGAUGAGGAGACGGCUAAUAUACCCUUUGGCGUAAUGGAUACUGUAAUGAAGCAGGAAUGGAGUUUGGGCAUGGCUCUGGGUGAUAUAUACGCCCGGCACGAGGGCAAAAUCGUUGGAAUAUACAUGAUAAACAAGCGAAGUAUCCUAAUCCGAGAUGCCCAAUUGGCUCGCCAAAUCAUGACCAGCGAUUUCGCCAGUUUCCACGAUCGCGGGGUGUACGUGGACGAGGAUAAGGAUCCGUUGUCGGCCAACCUUUUUAACCUAAGAGGUGCUUCAUGGCGAAAUCUACGCCAGAAACUUACUCCUUCGUUCUCCUCCGGCAAAAUUAAGGGCAUGUUCGGCACCAUCGACGAUGUGAACGAUAAGUUGUUGCAGCAUUUGGAGGGGGCCCUCAACCAAAGCGACGAAGUGGAGAUCAAGGAUGUGAUGACCACCUAUGCGGUGGACAUCAUUGGGUCGGUCAUUUUUGCUUUGGAGAUAGACAGCUUCAGUAAUCCAAAAAACGAGUUCCGCGAGAUCAGCAGCUCUACGUCCAGGGAUGAAUCUCUGCUGCUGAAGAUUCACAAUAUGUCUAUGUUCAUUUGCCCACCGAUUGCUAAGCUGAUGAACCGCUUGGGCUAUGAGAGCCGUAUCCUGACAUCCCUGCGAGACAUGAUGAAGCGCACAAUCGAGCUGUCCAUGUACCCGACACUGCUGAAGGAGGCGCGAGAAUAAGUGGAUGCAGUGCUGAUGAAGCACAAUCUGAAGCCCAAGGAUAGGUUCACCUACGAGGCGGUGCAGGAUCUGAAGUUUCUGGACACCUGCAUCAUGAAAACCAUACGCAAAUACCCCAGGCUACCAUUUCUCAAUCGAGAGUGCACCGAAGAUUAUCCAGUACCUGGAACUAAUCACAUCAUAGCCAAGGGAACACCCGUUCUGAUCUCGCUCCUUGGCAUCCAGCGUGAUCUCGUCUAUUUUCCCAAUGGCUACGAUCCCCCCAUCGCUUCCAUGAACUACGAUCAGGCAGCUUAUAUGCCCUUUGGAGAGGGUCCUACCUUGGCCAAUUUCGAUCUGAUUCAAUCUCCACGCAAGGAGGUGGAGUUCCGUUUCGAUGCCGCCCCUGUUUUAGUGACCAAGGAACCGUUGAAGCUGCGCAUGACCAAGAGAAAUUAAAUCAAAAAUAUCUGGCA